Messenger RNA from Diaporthe citri, 2571 nucleotides. RefSeq lists its product as uncharacterized. The transcript has a single exon. NCBI's taxonomy places the organism in Eukaryota, Fungi, Ascomycota, Sordariomycetes, Diaporthales, Diaporthaceae. The coding region runs from base 1 to 2571 and encodes 856 amino acids. The record is from RefSeq and is a predicted model, not a curated record. Gene Ontology annotation, cellular component: succinate-CoA ligase complex (ADP-forming); mitochondrion. Gene Ontology annotation, biological process: tricarboxylic acid cycle. Gene Ontology annotation, molecular function: succinate-CoA ligase (ADP-forming) activity; succinate-CoA ligase (GDP-forming) activity.
AUGAGGUCCAACUUGCGUUCAGCAAGCAGGCCGAGAUACCGUCAAUAUCAUGGCCAUGGCCCAGCAGCCACCCGUCGCCCCUUUGGCUCAUCCAGCUGCCGCCGGAAUUAUGCCGCCACGCUGGACAACCUCCGCAUAGGCUCCAAGACACGCGUUAUUUUCCAAGGUUUCACCGGCCGCCAGGCUACCGCAAAUGCGCAGGAAUCGAUCGCGUGGGGCACAAACAUAGUCGGCGGCGUGACACCGGGGAAGGAAGGCGAGCAUCUCGGGCUCCCCGUCCUGCCGUCGGUCCGGAGGGCCAUGGAGGAGCUCAAGCCCGACGCCACGGGGAUCUACGUGCCGGCCUCGAAGGCGACGCAGGCCAUCGAGGAGGCCAUCGAGGCCGAGGUCCCGCUCGUCGUGGCCGUGGCGGAACACAUCCCCCUGCACGACAUGCUGAGGAUCCACAGCGUGCUGAAGACGCAGAGCAAGUCGAGGCUGGUGGGGCCCAACUCACCCGGGAUCAUCUCGAGCGCGAAGGGCGAGAGAUGCAGGAUCGGGUUCCAGCCGCUACCUUGUUUCAGUGAGGGGUGCAUUGGAGUAGCUGCCAAGUCUGGGACGCUCUCCUACGAGGCUGUUGCUUCCACGACGCGUUCCGGGCUGGGCCAGAGCCUCUGUAUUGGUGUGGGAGGAGACAUCCUGCCGGGCACAGACCUCGUGGAGGCUCUGCAGGUACUGGAGCACGACCCCAACACUAAAGGCAUCGCACUCAUUGGGGAGAUUGGUGGGGACGGCGAGACCCUCGCUGCGCAAUGGAUCACAGACUAUCAUGCCCGGACGCCCACGAACGAGUGGAAGCCCAUCGUGGCUCUCGUCGCCGGAACGCUGGCGCCGCCGGACAGGGUGAUGGGCCACGCCGGCGCGUUCUGGCUGCCGGGGGAGCCGCAUCCCAAGCAGAAGAUCCUGGCUCUUAGGAAUGCUGGGGUGACGAUGGUGAACCACCCAGCCAAGAUUGGGCCAGCACUGAGGAAGCUAAUCGACGACAACGAAAUGACCGCGGGUGAAAUCGAGGACGGGGCUGUCUUCGGAUCUAUAGAUGACUUUGCUACAGCGGCAUCAGGAGUCUUGGCCUCUCAGCAGAGGCGCGGCCUACAUACUUCUGUCCGGAGGCCCGUCAGCACCUUCGCACCCAGCAGAUCAUCCCCCAAGGCGUCAUGCCAGCAGACUCGGAGCCUCCAUCUCGACUGUUCAGCCAGCGAGAAGCUCCUCAAAGAAGGAAACCUAGGCUCAGGCCUCCAGUUCCAACGAUGGCCCGUUCGCUACCUCGCACUCGGCAUGGACCGGGCCACCCGCUCCCAGUGUCUGAUCACAGCAGUUCAUAACAGUCUGAAAGCCUGGUGGGACCCAACCAGAUACAACAAGAUCCUCCUGCCGCCCAGCGCUGCGGACAUCCUCGCCCUGGACGGCACCAAGCCGUGGGAUGACAUCGUGGCCACGCUCAUAGACAAGCUGUGGAUAGCUGACUCCCACGCGCCCAGCCUCAGCAACAUGUUGCGGGACCUGGGCCGCGUCUUCCGGGACAGGGAGGCCAAGCACGUGGGGCUCGAGUUCGGUGUGCGCCAGAUGAAAUCCAGUGGGGAUGCCCGGUUCCCCGUGUACGACCUGCGCAUCGACCUGGACGACGCCGCGUCCCGCAGCGGCGGGCGGCUCGCGGACGUGCACUACACGUACGGGGCGCUGGAGGCGCGGGACGAGGGCGCGAGGGAGGCCGAGGCCGAGGGCAUCGUCUAUCACCGGCUGAAGCCGGGGGACAAGGCGUUCAACAUCGGGACGCUGGUCAACGGGGCGGGCCUGGCCAUGAACACGGUGGACGCGCUAGCGGACCACGGGGGACGGGCGGCCAACUUCCUCGACACGGGCGGCAAGGCGACGAGCGAGACGGUGAGGCGGUCGUUCGAGAUCAUCCUCAAGGACGACAGGGUCCGGGUCGUGUUCGUCAACAUCUUCGGGGGGCUGACGCUCGGGGACAUGAUCGCGCGGGGCAUCGUGCUGGCGUACAACGAGGUCGACAUCAAGGUCCCCGUCGUGGUGCGCAUCCGGGGCACCAAUGAGGAGGAGGGCCAGAGGAUCAUCGCCGAGAGCGGGCUGCCGCUGUACGCGUUCGACGACUUCGAGGAGGCCGCGAAGAAGGCCGUCCAGCUCGCGGGCGGCGUGUCGGGCAGCGUGACCGCGCUGCAGAAGGCCGUCCAGGAGAGCAGGAGGAAGAUCGCUGGGCUCAAGGAUUCCAUCCAGCUUGCGACGACGGAAAUGUUGCGAGAGGCCGGGUCUGAUGUGCCCGAAGCUGGACAUGGUGUUGCCGAGGAGGCCGCAGCUCUGGUUGAGGAGGCUACUGAGGUUGCGGAGGAGGCCGGUGAGCCUACGACUCUGGUCGAGGAGGUUACAGAAGUCACGAGUGAGGAGACCGGCGAGGCUGCGGAGAAUCCUCCUGCACAGCGUGACGCGGCCGAGGAGCAGGUUGACAAGCCCCAGGAGUCUAAGAAGCCCGAAGGGGCUGAUACAACGCAGGCUGUGGGUAGUGAUCAUGUUGCCUGA